Chondrus crispus (carragheen) is the source of this 1368-nucleotide messenger RNA. RefSeq lists its product as hypothetical. The transcript has a single exon. The coding region runs from base 1 to 1368 and encodes 455 amino acids. Lineage: Eukaryota; Rhodophyta; Florideophyceae; Gigartinales; Gigartinaceae. The record is from RefSeq and is a predicted model, not a curated record.
AUGACUGCAAACGAUGCAUCCUCGCCACUAAUCAUUCUACUGUACACCUGCCCCGCAAGAAGUAACAUCAAGUCUGACCUGACCCACCAUGACGCAACCUCGCCAAGAUCCGACACAGAGCCUAGCCAUUCACAGAGUGCCACCUGGUGUACCUGUUGUGCCUGCCCUUGCUCCUCUCCGCCCUGUACAAUUGUACUGUACACGUAUCACGAGCACGUCCUCAGAUCCCUCCAUAUCCUCGCCAUCCUCCCCCCUCCCCCCUCCCCCCUCCCCCCCCGCGGCAAUGCGACGCAACCGCAAUCUCGCUCCGCCUCCCCUAUCUCCAUCAUGACCCCAUCUCCCGCCUUCCUCCCGCCCGCCUUCCCCACGCCUCAUUCGCCACGCUUCCGCCCACCUCCAAGCUCCCGCUGCCCGCGCUUCAGGCCAACCGCAGCGGCUGUCCCGAUCCCUGACGCGGGCCUCAUCUCCUCCCCGGGCAUCACAGGCACCGCCUGUACAAACCUUUUCCCGCUCCCAAUUCUCGGCCGCUACGGCUGGUUCCUCAACGUGUACGACCGCUCCGUCGCCUCCAAGGUCGGUCCUUUCGUCGUCAAAGCCGGCCCGUCGCAGGACAGUCCGCUCGUCCUCUCCUUCUCCCCGGACCAACCGCCGUCCGAAAAAGACACCGCCUCGUCCCACUCAGCAUUCCCGGGGGUGGCCGCUGGCAACUUGAACGUCGCGAAAAUCCUUGCCAAGUUGGGUCGUGGCCAGUCCGUCCCGUACUCUCUCAAGCUCUUCGAAAAGGGCGCCGGAGAGCCGUUUUGGAAGCGCAGGAAUGAGGUCCACCUCGCUGAUCCGGCAGACCCUCCCUUCGCGCUUUCAGACGCAUGGCAGGAGGCUGCUCCCACUUUUUUUAUCGAGUCUAAAUCCUCCGCCUAUGACAUUCGUCAUGUAUACUCGGGCGUCGGUGCCAAACCACGAAAUUCAUCAAGGUUUGAAUAUUUUGCCAUGAAUCUCUCCCCGAUUUGGCCGUUUACCAAGUACUCUUGCGUUGUGUGCGUUUGGAAACAGCGCAAGGGAACGGCCCCCGUCGCUAUCGACAAGGUUAACGGGUCCCUCAGGCUUUCAUUUUUUGAUCCGCUUGAGCUCCCCACCUCAGAAACCGACAAAAACCGCCCACUUCCAAUCGCCAAAUUUGCUGUCAAGACCUUUUACGGAGCUGUCACAGAUACCACCGUCGCUAAACUGCACGAGGUUCUGCUUGCUGCACUUUCCAAAUCUCCCUCCAUCAAACCCGUUUCGGAUACCGCCUUCAGAAUCGUGGUCGAUAAUAAGCCUGACGUCUUCACACCCUCCCGCAAGAACGAACUCUGGGUCCAACUUGAAUGA